UUCACAUUCUUUUCCGGGUGGGUUAGGUGACCGGGUCAUCUAUCUCUGUUGCAAUCUGCGCAGCAAAACUCGUAACUGCUGAUUCCAUUAUUCCAAAAUAAUUUGUAUAGCUACAGCCGUUGCAAUUCAUCCCUAUUUUCUGCUCUUCCAAAUUUCCUUCUAUCUUCAAGUAAAUCGUGAUUUUAAGCAUCUUAUAGUUAAUCUAUGGGAUCUGUUCUUGAUGCAGAAUGCACUGAACCUGGAACAAAGGUGACUGUUAUAUUUGUUUUAGGUGGCCCUGGCAGUGGAAAGGGAACACAGUGUGCCAAUAUUGUUCGACACUUUGGAUACACCCAUCUAAGUGCUGGUGAUCUUCUGCGAGCAGAAAUUAAAUCUGGCUCCAAGAAUGGGACCAUGAUCCAGAGCAUUAUUAAGGAAGGAAAGAUUGUCCCUUCAGAGGUUACUGUGAAGCUUCUCCAGCAUGCCAUGCAGGAAAGUGAAAAUGACAAGUUUCUUAUUGAUGGUUUUCCUCGCAAUGAGGAGAACCGAGAAACCUUUGAAUCUGUUACUGGAAUAGCACCCAAUUUUGUUCUUUUUUUUGAUUGCCCAGAAGAUGAGAUGGAGAAGCGUCUUUUGAGUAGAAAUCAGGGUAGGGAGGAUGAUAAUAUAGAGACCAUCAAAAAGCGUUUCAAAGUAUACUUGGAGUCUUCUCUUCCGGUUAUUGCACAUUAUAGCUCAAAGGGAAAACUCAAAAAGAUUGAUGCUGCCAAACCAGUCGAUGCUGUAUUUGAAGAUGUUAAAGCUAUAUUCAAUUCUACUUCAGAAAAGGUUGCUUCUGAGGAAUUCCAGCAUCUCCAAGAUUCCACAUCCAGUUAAAUCAAAUGAGGUAGAGAUCAUUUUUGUAAGUUGUGAAAAUUUCUUCACUUCCAAUUUUUUGUUGGCCAAGCUAUAGAAUUUCGGUUACAAAGUGAUUACACAAAUCAUAAUGCGUUAGAUAUGCUUCAAAUUUAGUAGCAUUGACAAUUGUAUAUGAAAUACAUUUAUAUUGAAUUAGGAAUACCGUAAGUCUUUGCUAUCUCCCUUUUCUUUGUAUUGGAGAAGUUGGAUUUUGAUAGUUGCAUUAAUUGCAAUGUUUUGAAGAUUCUAGAAUUUCAUUAGGUUGCAAUUGCUGAUUUUUCGAAUUUAUGUUAUUGACAAAGAUCCUAUAGCUAGCAUGAAUCAAAGCUCCCACCUUUUUGAUGCCAAUGCCUAACCAUGAAAAAUUAUGUUGUGCUGAGUCGCCUGGAUGCCGGAUGGGAUGUCUUGUGUCAAAUGUACUGUAACAAUUUAUCCAGUGAACAGUUUUGUCUUGCUGUGCUUGCCACCCAAAAAUAGGCUAAUCAUGGAAAUUAUAUUUUGAUGGGUUGCCUUUUAUCGUGCCUAUUAUAUCUCGUACUGUGCCAAGUUGUGUCUUGUAGCGUUGUGUUGUGCUUGAGUGGCUCGUGUAGUAGCCCCGCGCUUCCAUCUUUCACUCAACAUUUGUGCUACUUUCAAUUGCAUUUAUGGUUGACGAUUGGUGACCUUAUUCCAUCGUGUGUUCUCAAAGAUAUCAUGUAAUGGUUUACUACUAAUAUCUAAUUAUUUAGAGAUAAGUGUAAUGAAGAAGUGUUAUAAAUGAUUUUUUAGUAACUUUUGAUUUUAAAAUCCCUUUAUCCCUUUGCUAUUAAAUUAAAUGUGGGUAAGGGUGUAACACUAUCAUUCUAUUUACCUUUUUUCUUUGUUCAUCACUACUCUUCCCGAAAAUUUGAAAAAAAUAAGAGUAUUUAACAACUUUAUUUCAAAAAUAAGCUUCGUUCAAACUUUAUUCCCAAAUUAAGCGUCCUUGGCUCCAAAGCUAGGCCUGGUGUAAACUCGCUCUUACUAAUAGCGAAUUAAAAUAAAUAGUCAAAAUUUUACUUAAGGGAUAUGUCAUUGUUACUAACAACGACCUAAUGUUUGAAUGGUCAACAAGGUCAAGUCGUUGUUAAUAACAGCGACUUUAUGCGUGUUAAAUUUUCCAGUUCUUCUUCUUCAUUUCAGUUUACUUUCUCAUUCAACCUACGAGAUCUCCCUCUUCUUUCCACCAUUAAAAUCAACUUCAAUCCUUCAAUUAAUCUCAUCAAAUUCCAAGUUUCUACUACUAAUUAGUUGUGUCAUCUUUCUACAUUCACUUAAGGUUCUAGUUUUUCGUAUUUAU
This is a messenger RNA of Amaranthus tricolor (Joseph's coat), 2194 nucleotides long. Its product is annotated as UMP-CMP kinase 3-like. Bases 205 to 855 code for a protein of 216 amino acids. Gene Ontology annotation, molecular function: UMP kinase activity; ATP binding. Gene Ontology annotation, biological process: 'de novo' pyrimidine nucleobase biosynthetic process; CDP biosynthetic process; UDP biosynthetic process. Lineage: Eukaryota; Viridiplantae; Streptophyta; Magnoliopsida; Caryophyllales; Amaranthaceae. Gene Ontology annotation, cellular component: nucleus; cytoplasm. The record is from RefSeq and is a predicted model, not a curated record. The transcript has 10 exons.